Molecule: messenger RNA, 1654 nt
Organism: Trichogramma pretiosum
Lineage: Eukaryota; Metazoa; Arthropoda; Insecta; Hymenoptera; Trichogrammatidae
Gene: Rpt2
Product: 26S proteasome regulatory subunit 4
Exons: 4
Coding region: 104-1426 (440 amino acids)
Biological process (GO): proteasome-mediated ubiquitin-dependent protein catabolic process
Cellular component (GO): proteasome regulatory particle, base subcomplex
Molecular function (GO): proteasome-activating activity; ATP binding; ATP hydrolysis activity
Source: RefSeq, a predicted model, not a curated record
ACAGCCGCGCUGGUAUCGAGAGUUCAGCGCUCGAAACAGCGAAAAAGUAAAAUGGCUGAUUUGAUUCGCCAAUGACUUGCGCUUGUCAAAGAAAGAACAAGUAAUGGGUCAAAAUCAAUCCGGACCUGGAGGUGCGGGAGGAGAAAAGAAGGAUGAUAAAGAUAAAAAGAAGAAAUAUGAACCACCAGUACCAACUAGGGUUGGAAAAAAGAAGCGGCGUACUAAAGGGCCAGACGCUGCUCUGAAAUUACCUCAAGUGACACCUCACACAAGAUGUAGGUUGAAACUUUUAAAACUGGAGCGCAUUAAGGAUUACUUAUUAAUGGAAGAAGAGUUCAUCAGAAAUCAGGAGCGUCUAAAACCCCAGGAGGAAAAGAAUGAAGAAGAAAGGUCCAAAGUUGAUGACUUGAGAGGAACACCAAUGUCCGUGGGCACCUUGGAGGAGAUUAUUGAUGAUAAUCAUGCUAUUGUGUCUACAUCAGUGGGAUCAGAGCAUUAUGUAUCUAUCCUUUCAUUCGUCGACAAAGAUCAACUUGAACCAGGUUGUUCAGUUCUGUUGAAUCACAAAGUUCAUGCUGUCGUUGGUGUAUUGGGUGACGAUACAGACCCAAUGGUUACUGUGAUGAAAUUAGAAAAAGCACCACAAGAAACAUAUGCUGAUAUUGGUGGCCUGGAUGUCCAAAUUCAAGAAAUAAAGGAAUCAGUUGAACUUCCAAUGACUCAUCCAGAGUAUUAUGAAGAAAUGGGUAUCAAACCCCCAAAAGGUGUUAUUUUGUAUGGACCCCCUGGAACUGGCAAAACUUUACUUGCUAAAGCAGUAGCAAAUCAAACAUCAGCUACUUUCCUUAGAGUUGUUGGUUCAGAACUUAUUCAAAAAUAUUUAGGAGAUGGACCAAAACUUGUGAGAGAACUGUUUAGAGUUGCUGAAGAACACGCUCCUUCUAUUGUUUUUAUAGAUGAAAUUGAUGCUGUUGGUACAAAACGUUAUGAUAGCAACAGCGGGGGUGAAAGAGAAAUUCAAAGAACUAUGUUGGAACUUUUGAAUCAAUUAGAUGGUUUUGAUAGCAGAGGAGAUGUCAAAGUUGUAAUGGCAACAAAUCGAAUAGAAACACUUGAUCCAGCUUUAAUCAGGCCAGGUAGAAUUGAUAGAAAAAUUGAAUUCCCACUGCCAGAUGAAAAAACUAAGAGAAGAAUCUUCACAAUACACACUAGCCGCAUGACUUUGGCUCCUGAUGUAAAUCUUUCUGAACUGAUCAUGGCAAAAGAUGAUUUAUCUGGAGCUGAUAUUAAGGCUAUCUGUACUGAAGCAGGUUUGAUGGCUUUGAGAGAACGGAGAAUGAAAGUUACUAGUGAAGACUUUAAAAAAUCUAAAGAAAGUGUGUUGUAUAGGAAGAAGGAAGGUUCACCUGAAGGUUUAUACUUAUAAAUCGUUUUGAUCAAUUUACUUCAGUGUCUAUUUACCAUCUUCAGUUAGUGUGGAAAGAAUGAACCCUACGUUGAUUGAACUUUUGCAACAACACUACUAAUAAUAAAAUACGUUUUUUGUUUAUAAUUUUACUGAAAAAUAUUUAAUAAAAUCAUUUCUAUAUGGAUAAAAAGUUAUUAUCAACUUUCAAAUUAACAAACAACAUGAUACAAUAAAAUACCUUAAAAA